GAAAAAAGAGUCCAGAAAGCAACAGGAACAAAGUUGUAGGACCUGCACCGCCUCGUUAAGCCGUGAAAUGCUGUUCAGCGUUCAGGACAUAGCAAGCUGUAAACUAUAAAGACAGCAAAGGGGAUUUCUCAGCCUUGGUCUGCGGAGAGGCGUCUCCUAAACCAAUUUUAAAGGCAGCACAUCGAUGCUCCUCAGUUAGGAUCUCCUUACUUUAUCUAAGCUUGUUUUCAAGCUUUGAUAAGGAAGGUGGUCAAUUUCUCACUGAAAAUGCCUUAGUCUGCUGGGACUUCUGCUGUGGAAAACAACCGUUUCCCCCUCCACACCUGGCUAUAGUGUGUUUAAAACUUUUUCUGACCCCUGUGACAGACGUUAGAGGGGCGAAAGAAGAGCUGUUCCACCGUUUCCAGGUGUACCACAUAGUUUAAUCUGUGCUAACAUUGGAUUAUUAUUCGACAAUGGCGUCACAUGGGGAGAAUGCAGAAGGAGUCAACGAAGAGUAUAAUGAAAUCAUCAAGUGGCGAUCCGAUGAGCAUGAUGCUGUCCAGAAGAAAACAUUCACUAAAUGGAUGAAUGCACAGUUCUCUAAGACGGGGAAGACCCCCAUCAAAGAUUUAUUUUCUGACCUGAGGGAUGGAAAGAAGCUACUGGACCUGUUGGAGGGUCUCACUGAAACUGUCCUGACCAAAGAGCGAGGUUCCACCAGGGUGCACUCCCUCAACAAUGUCAACAAAGUCCUGCAGGUCCUGCAUCAAAAUAAUGUUGAUCUGGUAAACAUUGGAGGGACCGACAUUGUUGAUGGAAACCACAAACUGACAUUAGGUCUCAUCUGGAGCAUUAUUCUUCACUGGCAGGUGAAAGACAUCAUGAAGGACAUCAUGUCCAACCUGCAGCAGACUAACAGCGAGAAGAUCCUGCUGAGUUGGGUACGGCAAUGCACACGCUCGUACCCGGAAGUCAACGUGCUGAAUUUCACCACCAGCUGGUCUGACGGACUGGCCCUGAACGCAAUCCUCCACCAUUUCAGGCCAGGUGCGUUUAGCUGGGAUCAGGUGGUCAAAAUGAGCCCUGUGGAGAGACUCGACCAUGCUUUCACCUUUGCCAAAAACCAGCUAGCUAUAGAGAGACUCCUGGACCCUGAAGAUGUGGCGGUGCAGUUACCAGAUAAGAAGUCCAUAAUCAUGUACGUUACUUCGCUGUUCGCCGUGCUGCCCAAGGAUGUGAGCAUGGAGGCUAUCAGAGAGGUAGAGACACUGCCUCGCAAAUACAAAGUAGGAGCUGAAGGGUCGAGUCCAGGAGUCAGUAUGCAGACUGUGCAGACAGAGGAGGCCGGCAGCAGCCCACGUCCCGAGACCCCCAGCACCCUUACAGAGACGGAGGGCGAGAUGGACGACAGCCUGCUGGAAGUGGACCUGGACGGCUACCAGACGACUCUGGAGGAGGUUUUGACUUGGCUGCUGUCUGCUGAGGAUGCCCUGCAUGUCCAGGAUGAGGUGUCGGACGACGUGGAAGAAGUUAAAGAGCAGUUCCACACACAUGAGGGAUUUAUGAUGGAGUUGACGGCUCAUCAGAGCAACGUGGGUAAUGUGCUGCAGGCGGGCAACCAACUCAUUGUUCAGGGCAACCUAACAGUGGAAGAAGAAGAGGAAAUUCGAGAGCAGAUGACCCUCCUCAACUCUCGCUGGGAGAGUCUCAGAGUGGCCAGCAUGGACCGCCAGGCCAGGCUGCACGAGGUUCUGAUGGAGCUUCAGCAGCAGCAGCUACAGCAGCUCUCUGAUUGGCUGACGCUGACGGAGGAGCGAAUCAAAAGCAUGGAGACGGAACCAGCAGCUGAUGACUUUGAUCUCUACAAGGACAAGAUAGAAAGACAUAAAGAACUUCAGAACGACUUGGAGGCAGAGCAGGUGAAGGUCAACUCUCUAACGCACAUGGUUGUCGUGGUGGAUGAGAACAGCAGUGAGAGUGCCACUGCUGCCCUGGAGGAGCAGUUGCAGUCUUUGGGUGAGCGCUGGGCAGCAGUGUGCCGCUGGACGGAAGAAAAGUGGCAGAAGCUGCAAGAAGUUUUCCUAGUGUGGCAGCAGCUUUUAUCUGAUCAGAGCUUGAUAAGAGAUUGGUUGGCAGAAAAAGAAGAAGCUUUAAAUCAAGUACAAACCUGCAACUUCAGAGACCCCAGUGAAAUGAAUGCUAAUGUGCGCCAGCUGACAAUUUUAAAAGAAGAUAUGGAGAAAAAGAGAAGGACCCUGGAUAAACUGUCUGAUGCAGGUCAGGAUGUUAUGCAGCUGCUCCAAAGCGCUGAAGCAGCUGCUAAGAUUGAGGCCGACACAGAGGAGCUGACGCACCGAUGGGACGGCCUGGUUCAAAAACUAGAGGACUGCUCCUUCCAGGUAAUGGAGGCUGUGACAGAUGCUGGAAUGACUCAGGUGGAGGAAGAGUUGAUGGUGGAUACUGCUGCAGCUGCUUCUUCUGCUAUCGACCAGGAGUUAGCCCAACCUGCUCCUGCUAAAAAAAGAUUGGUGGAGACCGAUGCAGAAAUCAGACGACUGUUUGAAAAUAAGCUCUCGGACUUGAUGGGGUGGAUUCAAACCUGGAAGACAUCGGCUCAGUCACUGUGCUCCACACAUCCUGAAACUACAGCUGAUGCAACAGACAUGCAGGAGGAACUAAAAGAGCUGGAGAUUCAACUAAAAGAGAAGGAAAGCGCAGUGAGUGAAAUGACAAAAGAAGGACGCACCCUGAUGGACCAACUUGAGAGAGAGGGAGCGGAUGUUGAUGCAGUGAGGGAAAACAUAGACCUGAUUCAGACCGAGUGGGAUGUCUGUGGCAGGGAGCUUCAGGCCGCUUCUGACAGGGUUCACACUCGGACCCGGAUCAGACAGGUUUCUGCACAGCUCGCUGACCUCGACCAGAUCUUGGAGAAACACGACCAGUGGUUGGCUGAAACUUCACCUGUAGACAGCUGCGGGGAGGUUGAGCUGAGAAAUUUGAGAGGAGAAUGUAAGGCCCGUCUUGCUCAGGUCUCUGCCUUCGGUCCACAACUGGAGCAGCUGUCCUCGGAGGCAGGAACACUUGGAGCGGUGCCCUCUCUGAAAGACAACCUGGUUGUGGUUUCUGCACAUCAGUCCUCCACGCUACAGCAGCUGCAGAACAGAGAAGAAGAAAUGAAUCAAGCCUUGGCCGGUGUUGAAGCCACCCAGGUGGCUCAGGAUGCAGUGCAGGGUCUGGAGGCCAGGUUGGCUGCGUUAAAAGAAGGGAUCGUAGACAUGCAUACAGCAGAAGGGGCAGUGGAGCGAGCCCAGGGCCUGUGUUUGGAAAUUGAACAAACACAACAAGCAACCGAUCCGGCUGAACUACAGAAAUGGAGCCAGCUCUCAUCAAGGGCUCGUGAGGAGCAUGGCAUGCUGCAGUGCAUUCUGGGAAGCAUGAAGGACAACCAGGUACGUUUAGAGCAAGUGGAGCGUUGGCUGGAUGCCGUGCAGGAGCUGUUGUCUAAGGACGCCUCCGGCCUGGGUGAUGCAGAGAAUCUGCAGGCAGAACUUAAUCAGUGCAAGGAGUAUGUGAGUGAGAUGGAGCAGAUGAAACGUUCACUAAUGCAGAUGGAAGAAAAUGUAAAGUCUGUGCAGGCAUCAGCAGUCCCAGGACUGGCCCUGUGGGGGCAGGAUAAGUUGGACCAGUGUGAAGGAAGAUGGACCAAACUUAGUCAAGAG
This is a messenger RNA of Cyprinodon tularosa, 3701 nucleotides long. Its product is annotated as utrophin-like. Gene Ontology annotation, molecular function: protein binding. The transcript has 25 exons. The record is from RefSeq and is a predicted model, not a curated record. The annotation marks the transcript as partial. Gene Ontology annotation, cellular component: plasma membrane. Lineage: Eukaryota; Metazoa; Chordata; Actinopteri; Cyprinodontiformes; Cyprinodontidae. Gene Ontology annotation, biological process: synaptic signaling.